Molecule: messenger RNA, 2118 nt
Organism: Paraglomus occultum
Lineage: Eukaryota; Fungi; Glomeromycota; Glomeromycetes; Paraglomerales; Paraglomeraceae
Source: the annotation of a GenBank genome assembly
AUGGACAUCAUGGAACAUUAUACAAAACGUAACGGCAAAUAUUACUGCAAGCUAUGCAACAACAACCAAAAACCUAUAGCAGCUAAUAAGCUUCAUGAUCAUAUUACAAAACUGCAUCCAGCUAACGACUCAAUUACUGCUUCGAGUGUGGCACAAUCCUCCAAUAUUGCAGUUCAUCCUCAACACAACGAGGUUCUAACUACAAAUUCAUUGACCGUGACUUCCGGAAUCAAACUGAGAGAUCUUUGGACCGAAGACGGCCUUGAUUUGAAAAACAAAAAAGAUCUUACACAACCUAUCACGUACAGAAAAAGGACGACUCAAUGGAUCAUUGAAAAUGUCAAAGAUGACCAUAUCAUGCUUAUCCGUGGCCCGAGAUACAGCGGUAAAACUUCGAUGUGCGAGCUGUUGGAAAGACAUUUAGAGGAGAUAAUAACCGUGAACGAUCAAGCCGUCAGCAUCAGUAAUAUCUCCUUUAUGGUUAACUCUGAUAUCACUUACGAAGACUAUUGGAAAAUUCAGACGGGAAGAACAUACUGGGAAUGGCAAAGAUCAUUGCAAAAUGGUCAGGUUUAUAUCAUUAUGGACGAGACUCAGAUCACGUAUAGCGGUUCCAAGUUCGCGCAAUUCUGGAACUGGGUGCGAGGAGAGCAAAUGAACAAGGACACCAACUUACGUCUUAUUAUGUUCGCCGUAUAUCCAAUAGAUUCCGAACGGGGUGAUAUUGACAUGGAUCCUGCUCCUAUUACAGCGUCGCCAAUUGAUUUGCUCCACAAGUAUGGCGUACGUCUUUUGAUGUCUAGUGCUAAUGAACACAACGAACUUAUGGACGAUUUUUCCCGCAAGUUUGGGUGGAAAGAAGCAAUGACAGAAAACGUCAAAGAUGCUAUCGUGAAUCUGGUAUCUCUUCGUAGCGAGGAUAUGAACACUAAGAGCUGUCACCUGGGCUUGAUCCGUCGCAUCCUUCAUUAUAUUUACGAUUGUCAUGAUCCAUCCUAUAAUGUUCCCCCUCCGACCGAAGUUGUCAUUUUGAAAUACCUCGUUUCCUCAGAAUUAUUCGAACAUGUCAAGAGACAUCGCGGUGCCUCUCAUCUUUACCGUUUCAACAGGGAGGAAGAAAAAAUACUUCGAGAAGUUUUACAAAAAGACUUCAUUAAAACCAAUCCAUCCAGUGACAACCACGAAACUGUCGCCUCCUUGUGCAAAGCCGGCUAUUUACAUUUCAUUGAUAAAGGUCGGAUGCAAAAUUUCAUUGUAGAUUCAGGAAGAGUUGGAUUCUUAACCAACUAUACUUUUAUCAUGUGUUUCACAAAGUUGAGUCAAGGAAAGAAAAAUCCAAUCGUCAUCAAAGAUGAUCAAUUUGAAAAUUUUUUGGUGGAAUCAAUUAAGCGACUGGAUCCGGAUAUUGUGGAAAAUAGCCUUGGGAUUCUUAGUAGGCAAGACGGUUCAAGGUUGCUGGCAGAAAGAUCGUGGCAAAUGGAAUUUUAUCAGGCGGCAUACUCAUGCCUACCAGAGGAAUAUUUUAUCUCUCCGGAUGUUGGUGCUACCUUUGGAACCCCAGGUCGGCUGGACUUCUAUAUAAAUACGGGAUUAAAUUGGGCUGUAGAACUCGCAGCCGAAGGGGACGAUAUUCCUGGCCAUGUUGAGCGCUUUGAGCAGGAAAACAAAUACAAGAACAUUGACCAAUCCAGAAAUAUUGUAUUAGAUUUUCGUAUGGGAACGGAUAUCAGAAAAGUGGUUCCUGGUGCUUGGCAUCUCCUCUACGAUAAGCUUUCUCAUGCUUUCACUAUAAAGAGAUCAGAUGGAGAAGAUCAAAUUAUUGAGUUGUCGAAAUGCAAGUUUGGGUUUACAAUCGGAGAUGGGGAUGAAAUAGAGAAACUUAUCCAAGAUGCACAGACGAAAAAGGCGAAGGCGGAUAUUGAGCGUGCGGAGGCAGACAUUAUGGAGGCGAACGUUAGAAAGAGAAAGCUUAAGAUUGAAGAGGAAGAGCUUGACGUUAGAAAUAGAAAGCUUAAGAUUGAAACGUUGAAUGGGAAGAUAGAGUAUUGGACCAAGCAAGGAGCGAUGGAUAAAGUAGCCAAAUUUAGAAAUGAUCUUGAUGAACUGAUGGAUGAUUGA